Messenger RNA from Chaetomium fimeti, 2486 nucleotides. RefSeq names its product adaptin N terminal region-domain-containing protein. Gene Ontology annotation, biological process: intracellular protein transport; vesicle-mediated transport. Gene Ontology annotation, molecular function: clathrin binding. Lineage: Eukaryota; Fungi; Ascomycota; Sordariomycetes; Sordariales; Chaetomiaceae. Gene Ontology annotation, cellular component: membrane coat. The transcript is spliced from 4 exons. Bases 214 to 2406 code for a protein of 730 amino acids. The record is from RefSeq and is a predicted model, not a curated record.
UGAUAUCGACCAGCCUCGCUGCCCCUCAUAUGCACACCCCCUUCUUGGCGAACCGCCCUCUCUUCCCCCCUCCCUUGUUCCCUAACAAUCCUACACUCACGCGCCGGCGCACUCCUGCUUCCCACCGCGCCGACCUAUCUUCCAUUCGACAACCCCCUCCUCGUCCACGGACACCAUGAGCUUCCUCCCCAGGUCCCCCCGACCGCCGUCACCAUGUUUCUCGCAUACAUCCCUCCGUCUGUUCACUCACCAAUGCGGGCGCUACCACAGGGCAAAGUCGCCGAGCUGCGCUUCGAGCUGAAUAGCGGCGGCAAGAAGGACAAGCACUUCACCGCCAAGAAGAUCGCCCUCAAGAAGAUUGUCGCCAACAUGACCAUGAGCAACAACGAUAUGGUCGCGCUGUUCCCCGAUAUUGUUGGCUGCAUGAACAUUCCAAACCUCGAGAUCAAGAAGAUGUGCUUUCUCUUCCUCGUCAACUACGCCAGGAUGCGCCCGGACGUGGCGGUAAAAGCCAUUCCGGUGUUGCAACAUGACAUGCAAGACCACAACCCCCUCGUGCGGGCACUCGCCCUACGAACCAUGUCUUAUAUCCACGUACGAGAAUUUGUCGAGGCGACCGUGCCCAUCGUCAAACAGCUGCUCCGAGACCCGGAUCCGUACGUGCGUAAGACGGCGGCAUAUUGUGUGGCGAAGCUGUACGAUCACGACCGCCACAUGGUAGAGAAGUCGGACCUUAUCGACAGGUUAAACGGCCUGCUGAGGGACGACAAUCCAACCGUGGUAGCAAGCGCGCUGGCGGGAUUGAUGGACAUCUGGGAACGGAGCGACGCCAUCAAACUCACCAUCGACUAUAGCAACGCCUCCAAGAUGGUUGCCAUCUUGCCGGAUUGCUCCGAAUGGGGUCAAACCUACAUUUUGGAAGCCCUCAUGUCCUACGUGCCGCAAGAAUCCGGCGAGGCCGCGCUCCUGGCUGAGCGCAUCGCCCCUCGCCUCUCACACUCCAACUCGGCCGUCGUGCUCACCUGCAUUCGCGUAAUUCUCUACCUAAUGAACUACAUCGCCGACCAGAAACAGAUCGCCGCCCUCUGCCGGAAACUGUCACCACCGCUGGUCACACUGCUCGCCAAGGGACCCGAGGUGCAGUACCUGGCCCUCCGAAAUGCCCUGCUCAUCCUCCAGCGGCGACCCGAGGUGCUCCGCAACGACAUCCGCGUCUUCUUUUGCAAAUACAACGACCCCAUCUACGUCAAGGUCACCAAGCUCGAGCUCAUCUUCAUGCUCGCCAAUGAGAAAAACAUUGACGAAGUGUUGACCGAGCUUCGAGAAUACGCCACCGAGAUCGAUGUGCACUUCGUCCGCAAAGCCGUCCGCGCCAUCGGCAAACUGGCCAUCAAAAUUGAGCCCGCCGCGCGGCGGUGUAUCAACCUGCUGCUGGAACUCGUCGCCACCAAGGUCACGUACAUCGUGCAGGAGGCGACGGUGGUAAUCCGCAACAUCUUCCGCAAGUACCCUAACCAGUAUGAGAGCAUCAUCGGCACGCUCUGCGAGCACCUCGACUCACUCGACGAGCCCGAGGCCAAGGCGGCCAUGGUAUGGGUCAUCGGGCAAUACGCCAGCCGCAUCGAGAACUCGGACGCGCUCCUCGAGGACUUCCUCUUCACCUUCGCCGAAGAGCCCGUCGAGGUGCAACUCGCCCUGCUGACCGCCACCGUCAAGCUCUUCAUCCAGCGGCCGACCAAAGGCCAGGAACUCGUGCCCAAGGUCCUCAAAUGGGCCACCGAAGAAACCGACAACCCCGACCUGCGCGACCGCGCCUACAUGUACUGGCGGCUGCUCUCGACCGACAUGGAAGCGGCGCGCCGCGUCGUCAUGGGCGACAAGCCGGCCAUCACGGCCGAGUCGGAGCGGCUCGACGCCGUCACGCUCGAGGAGAUGUGCCUCAACGUCGGCACGCUGGCCACCGUCUACCUCAAGCCCGUCCAGACCGUCUUCCGCAACGCCCGCCCCCGCCGCCUGCAGGACUCGCCCGCCCUGCAGCGCCACGACCUCCCCACCGCCGCCGCGCCCCCCGGGCUCCAGUCCGACGCCAACAAGAGCCUCAGCCAGCUGGGGCUCGGCGGCCAGCCCGCCGACUUCGACCCCCGCACGGGCCGCGACUACAACCCGGCCCAGUCUGCGGGGGCACAAAACGGUGGUGGUGGUGGUGACCUCGCGCAGGCCGUCAGCGACGCCGACGCGUACUUUGCUACCCAGCAGAUGCACGGCAUGCAGAUCCAGGAGCUGGGCGACAGUUUCGGGGGGAAUGGUGGUGAGGCGGCGGGGUAUGUGGUUAACCAGUAUGCGCCGCAGACCGUGUACCAGCCGGCUGCGCAGGGGGUGGCGGGGAAUGGGGAUCUGUUGCUGUGAGGUUGUCUGUGGGGUUCUGAUAAUUGGGUGGGGGGGCUUGCUUUGGCGGGGCUUGUCGAGGUCAGGUAGUAGGCAGGAGG